CUGGAGGCUGGAGCAUAGAGGCAAGGCGAGGGCACAGUGUAUGAAGAAACACUGUGGACAGAAAGAACUGCUCUGCUCAGUGUGCAUGCCAGCAUAUGAAUAAGUGUUGAGAGCAGCGCGACAGCAUAGUUUUUGAGAGGCAGCAGUUCACAGGAGCAGUGGAUCUAAUUUGACCUGCACUGGAAGACACUUCUGACAGCCUUUUUUUCCCCUGUGUCUAAACCUCAAUCACACAUCCACACAGUGUCAGUCUGACAAGGCGCCAACAUGUUGGAGCUGGUCCUGUCAUUCAGCCGCUCCCUGGUGCGCAGGAAAGUGGUCGACAUGAACAGCCUGGAGGACUCGAAGCUGUGCCGCUGCCUGGGAACCGUCGACCUCAUCGCCCUGGGAGUUGGCAGCACUCUUGGCGCCGGCGUCUACGUCCUGGCCGGCGAGGUGGCCAAGGGAGACUCAGGCCCCAGCAUAGUCAUCUCCUUCUUAAUUGCUGCCCUGGCCUCCGUCAUGGCCGGCCUGUGCUACGCUGAGUUUGGCGCGCGUGUCCCCAAGACCGGCUCUGCUUACCUUUAUAGCUAUGUGACCGUCGGAGAGAUCUGGGCCUUCAUCACCGGUUGGAACCUCAUUCUCUCCUACGUGAUAGGUACCUCCUCAGUCGCCAGGGCUUGGAGUGGCACAUUUGAUGAAAUGAUAGGAGGGCACAUAGAGGUGUUCUGUAAGACCUACUUCAGCAUGAACUCUCCCGGUCUGGCUCAGUACCCCGACUUCUUUGCCGUGUGCCUGAUACUGCUGCUUUCUGGACUCCUGUCGUUUGGCGUGAAGGAGUCGGCCUGGGUCAACAAAGUCUUCACUUCAGUCAACGUGCUCGUACUCUUGUUCGUCAUUAUCUCCGGCUUCGUCAAAGGAGACACGGCCAACUGGAAGAUAACUGAAGAAUCCCUUAUAAAUGUCACCAUAGUUGCAAGGAACUUGUCGGCGACGGCCAACGUGAGCAGCGAUUAUGGAGUCGGAGGAUUCAUGCCCUUCGGCUUCAGUGGGACCUUGGCUGGAGCUGCCACCUGCUUUUACGCUUUUGUUGGAUUCGACUGCAUUGCUACCACAGGCGAGGAGGUAAGGAACCCCCAGAAAGCCAUUCCCAUCGGCAUCGUGGUGUCACUGACCGUGUGUUUCCUGGCGUACUUUGGCGUGUCCGCCGCGCUCACGCUGAUGAUGCCCUACUACCUGCUGGACGAGAAGAGCCCUCUGCCCAUGGCCUUUGAAUACGUGGGCUGGAGCCCUGCCAAAUACGUGGUCGCUGCAGGGUCACUGUGUGCCCUCUCCACCAGUCUGCUGGGCUCCAUUUUCCCCAUGCCUCGUGUAAUCUAUGCUAUGGCACAGGACGGGGUGCUUUUCAAAGUCUUAGCCCGAAUCAAUCCAAAGACGAAGACCCCACUUAUUGCCACUAUGACAUCCGGUGUAGUAGCAGGUGAGAGCCGGGGAGAGUCGAGUGAGAUCACUCCUGCUAAUCUUUCUCCACCAAUCAAAUGUGAAAGACAGACAAACACGCAGAUAAUCAUUUGGCUCUAUUUUAUUUUCCGGAAACUUAACCACACUUCAACACUCUCUUCUUUCAGUCCAGUUUUAGGAGGUUUUCCCUCCAUACACACAUGUUGUUCUUUCACAUUUGUGCCGGUGUCAUGUUUUCUUUCCCAGAAUGCCCUCAACUUAACCAUGAACCCUCUUCUCCCUAGCCUGUUGGGCUCCAUGUUCCCUCUGCCGCGCAUUCUCUUUGCCAUGGCACGAGAUGGUAUUCUGUUCAAAUUUAUGUCCAAAGUGAGUAAGCGCCAGUCUCCUGUGGCUGCCACCAUGGCGGCAGGUACCACUGCGGCCAUCAUGGCUUUCCUGUUUGACCUCAAAGCACUGGUUGACAUGAUGUCCAUUGGGACCCUGCUGGCCUACUCACUGGUUGCUGUGUGUGUGCUGAUUCUCAGGUACCAGCCAGAUGGAGCCCUAGUGCAGCGGGCAGGCACCGGCGAGAGGGACUACCUGUCCUCUGAGGCGGGGGAGUCUGAGCUGACGGAGUCCGAGUCCCACCUGAACAUGCUCAACGGCGGCAGCUCCACCCUGCAGGCUGUCCUGCACCCUCCCGCCUCACCCUCCGAGCAUUCCUCCAGUGUGGUCAACAUGACCGUCUGUGUACUCGUGCUGGUAGUGUGCGUGGUCAGUUACCUCACAACGUACCACAUCUACUCCAUCCUGGGCAUGGAAGUGUGGAUCCUGGCGCUCCUGACCGUGUGCCUCCUCAUCUUCAGUGGCUGCGUCUUCAUGGUCUGCAGGCAGCCUCAGACCAGCACGAAGGUCUCCUUCAUGGUUCCCCUUCUGCCUUUUCUGCCCAUUCUGAGCAUAUUUGUCAAUAUUUACCUCAUGGUUCAGCUGAGUGGAGAUACCUGGAUACGUUUCUCUGUGUGGAUGGCCGUGGGUUUCGUGAUCUACUUCGGCUACGGCAUGUGGCACAGUGAGGAGCGCCAGCGCAAACUCCAGGGUCUCGUCAACGGCAGCAGCACCCGGGAACACAGCAAGACCGGCGGGGAGAAGCGGGCCGGUACGGGUGCGGCGGGAAAAGACCAAGAGGGUUUCAUCCGCCCAGAAAAGACCAGCCAGUUUUAAAGUGAUGGACUCUGUGAGGCGACAGAUGCAUGAAAGCACACAGCAGCUCUGCCUUGAUGCACCUGUUCACACGGGCGGCGUCAGAACUCUGUAUUAGCGGCCACAUGAUGUGGGGAGCCGCUCUAUCACUGCGAUGGACUCGCAUUAGGUCACAUUGCGCUUCACGGACAGCACAGAGACAGAAUUAAAAAAGGACAGGUAACACACUGGAGGGUGAUGUUCAUUUCCUUUAACACUGAAGCAGUCUGUGCACCACUGCAGCAAAGCCUCUCUCUCUCUCUCUCUCUCUCUCUCUCUCUCUCUCUCUCUCUCUCUAUUUUCCUUUUCUGUUA
Messenger RNA from Anarrhichthys ocellatus (wolf-eel), 2972 nucleotides. It is a transcript of the gene slc7a2, whose product is annotated as solute carrier family 7 member 2. The coding region runs from base 268 to 2640 and encodes 790 amino acids. The transcript has 12 exons. Lineage: Eukaryota; Metazoa; Chordata; Actinopteri; Perciformes; Anarhichadidae. Gene Ontology annotation, cellular component: plasma membrane. Gene Ontology annotation, molecular function: L-ornithine transmembrane transporter activity; L-lysine transmembrane transporter activity; L-arginine transmembrane transporter activity. Gene Ontology annotation, biological process: L-arginine import across plasma membrane; L-ornithine transmembrane transport. The record is from RefSeq and is a predicted model, not a curated record.